Messenger RNA from Wyeomyia smithii (pitcher-plant mosquito), 1116 nucleotides. RefSeq lists its product as uncharacterized. The coding region runs from base 1 to 1116 and encodes 371 amino acids. The record is from RefSeq and is a predicted model, not a curated record. Lineage: Eukaryota; Metazoa; Arthropoda; Insecta; Diptera; Culicidae. The transcript has a single exon.
AUGGGAUCGCCUCUAUCGCCGGUGAUAGCCAACCUUGUGAUGGAACGCCUGGAACAGGAGUGUAUGUACAAGGCAGAGCAGAAACAAAUAGGUAUGCUGGUGUAUAGGCGGUACGUAGAUGAUUGUUUUUGCAUCGCACGGGAGGAUCAUGUUGACCAAAUUUUGGCAACAUUUAAUGAUUUUCACGACAGGCUUCAGUUUACCGUGGAAAGGGGGGAAAGUGGUUGGCUUAAAUUCCUGGACAUGAUGUUAACUAGAAGAAACGGAAUUGUGGAGAAGAGCUGGUUACCCAAACAGGAGAAAGGACGGUAUUUGGACUUCAACUCUGAAAGCCCAUUUACGCAUAAGCGCAACACGGCAGUGGCCCUUGUGGACAGAGCAAUCAAAUUGACUGAUGCUGAAAAUCGUCCACAGGCGAUAAAAAAGGUCAAAAAUAUACUUAAAUGCAACAACUAUCCUGAGUGGUUCGUCCAAAACGUUCUGGCACAAAGGGUACACAAACACUACAACGGACUGCAAAAUAAUGGUGAAAAAGAGGAGACCAAAUAUGUGACGACGCCGUAUGUUCCAUGCUUGAGUGAGAAACUGCAAAAAACGCUCAAAAAGAACGGGUUGACACUAGCCGUCAAACCCAAAAAUAAAAUAAAAGACGUUAUUUUCAGCAAACUCAAAGAUACCAUUCCACCAGGGCAACAAAAAAAUGUUGUUUAUUCUAUCCCCUGUGGAACUGGAGAUGGAAAAAUGUAUGUUGGGCAGACGAGCAGAAAGUUGGACACAAGAAUAGGAGAGCAUAAAAAUGACAUCAAACGCAAAGACAACCGAACGGGCCUGACACAACACACGCUAGGUGACGGACAUGUGUUUGAUUUCGAAAAAGUGACGAUCCUAGAACGUAUUGUUGACCAGGAAAGCAGAAUCACAGCAGAGACAUUCCACAUCAAGUUGGUUGGCGAACGCAACGCGGUGAACCUCCAGCGUGAGUGCGGAACGUUCAACACCAACUACAAUGCACUUGUGGUAAAGCUACGGCAAGGUACAAACAGCGGACGGUGGAGAGGAAACAAAUGCGACGAUCGACACAGCAUCACAGCACACCCGCCAGACAGUGAUACCUGA